UGCAUUGCAAAUUGCUUAAAGGAAGGAGAUCGAGUAAUGUUUGGGAUAGUUGCCAAUGGAGAGAAGCCUAUAUUGAAGUUUCACGAUCUGAGAGAAAAUGCAUUACUCCGGCCCGAAGGAAAGAAGACUAAUUCGGAUACUGAAAGAGUUUCCACUCAAGAAAAACCAAAGUCCAACGUCAUAUCAUCACGUGAGGCUGUUCCCAAUGUAGAAGCUGCUAAGGACAUGCAUCUUGGUCAUCCUCAUUUCAUUUGUUCCAUGAAACCCUAUUACCUUUCAAAGCGUUUUCUGCGUGUUCCUUGCCCAUUCGCACAACAACAUGGUCUCAGAGACAGGAAAUGUACAAUAAUGAUAAGAGACGAGCAAAGGUCAUGGACAUUUACGCUAUAUUCAUGUGGAAGAUUCACCUACAUUGGAGGUGGAUGGCGUGAGUUCUGCGUUGCUAAUUGCUUAAAAGAAGGAGAUCGAGUAAUGUUUGGGAUAGUAGCCAACGGAGAGAAGCCUAUAUUGAAGUUUCACGGUUAAUUUCUCAUCUAUGUCCUUGUCUUAAAUUUAAUCCAGUUCUCCAGUUUUUUGUCUAGUUUUUUUUUUUUUUUUUUU
Nicotiana tabacum (common tobacco) is the source of this 600-nucleotide messenger RNA. NCBI's taxonomy places the organism in Eukaryota, Viridiplantae, Streptophyta, Magnoliopsida, Solanales, Solanaceae. The record is from RefSeq and is a predicted model, not a curated record.